Molecule: messenger RNA, 3821 nt
Organism: Ochotona curzoniae (black-lipped pika)
Lineage: Eukaryota; Metazoa; Chordata; Mammalia; Lagomorpha; Ochotonidae
Gene: CYTIP
Product: cytohesin 1 interacting protein
Exons: 8
Coding region: 95-1174 (359 amino acids)
Biological process (GO): regulation of cell adhesion
Cellular component (GO): cell cortex
Molecular function (GO): protein binding
Source: RefSeq, a predicted model, not a curated record
ACUUUGGACGACUUGUGUGAGAGUGGUACUUUCAGCUUCCCCCAUCCUGAGAGGCCACUCAGCCAUGUGCUCGCUGGAGUGAUCUUUGUUCACAAUGUCUUUGCAAAGGCUCAAGCAGCAGAGCAGCAAUGUUAAUUUGGUGGACUAUAGCAUUGGUCCAGCGUAUAGAUCUUUCUCCACACUCCCAGGCAGCCUUACAGAGGAUGACAACAGGAGGAUUCAAAUGCUGGCAGACACGGUGGCUACACUGCCCCGGGGACGAAAACAGUUUGCUUUGACGAGAUCUGGUUCCUGGGGUGACUUUUCCUGGUCUCAAAGAAAGCUUGUUACUGUAGCAAAGCAAGAUAAUGAAACAUUUGGAUUUGAAAUUCAGCCUUACAGGCUCCAGAACCAGAAUGCCUGCUCCUCAGACAUGUGUACUCUGAUCUGCAGCGUGCAGGAGGACAGCCCGGCUCACUGUGCUGGCCUGCAAGCUGGUGAUGUCCUUGCAAAUAUCAAUGGCGUGAGCACAGAAGGCUUAACCUACAAACAAGUGGUUGACCUGAUCCGAUCUUCAGGAAAUCUACUCACGAUAGAGACUCUUAAUGGAACAAUGAUUCUCAGAAGAGCAGAGCUGGAAACGAAGCUGCAAAUUUUAAAGCAAACACUGAAGCAAAAAUGGGUGGAGUUCAGGUCUCUGCAGUUACAGGAACAGCGCCUGCUUCAUGGUGAUGCAACGAAUUGCACAAGUUUAGAAGACCUCGACCUGGAUGAAGUGUCUUUGUUUGGGAACCUGCCUGGGCCAGCCCCGUCCCUCAUGGAACGGAACCGACUAUCCAGUGAGAGCAGCUGCAAGAGUUGGCUGAGCUCCAUGACCAUAGACAGCGAGGACGGUUACCAGACCUGUGUGUCGGAGGACUCAGCCAGGGGUGCCUUUAGCAGGCAGACAAGCACAGAUGACGAGUGCUUCAUGCCCAAGGAUGGGGAUGAUUUUCCAAGGAGAUCUUCCUCGAGAAGGAACCGCAGCAUUAGUACAGCCAGCAGCGGAUCCAUGUCUCCACUGUGGGAGGGCAGCUUCUCCAGCGUGUUUGGGACCCUCCCCCGAAAGAGCAGGAGGGGAAGUGUCCGCAAGCAACUCCUGAAAUUCAUCCCUGGCCUUCAUCGUGCUGUGGAAGAGGAAGAGAGUCGUUUCUGAUGCGUCAUGAGUCUCUCGGCUUCUCCACACGAACUCCACCCUUCUGAUGGGAAAGCACAAUGGACUGAGAAACCCACAUCCUAUUUCAGAACAGCAGGGAUCUUUAUUUGAUUUUUUUGUAUCAUUGUUUUUGGUUCUUAAAUCAUGUUUCAACCCAAAUUGUUCAAGUAUUAAGCAGACAAUACAAAAAUUAAGUAAUGAGUUAGGUAUUAGAACAAAUUGGUCUAAAGUACACAUGCCUCACGUGCUAUUUUCAAAAGUAAGGAUCAUAUUUAUUUUUUAGAUCAUUGUAUGGAAUAUUGAGAACUUUGUGAAAAGAUAAUGUAUAUUAGCCAGACUAUUGCUCAUAGUUCAAUUUCAUAGGUUACAAAACUAUAUGCUUAUUUAAGCUCUGUAGCUACUGGAGGUCUCAAUAGUAGAGUUUUGAAUGUUUCUACUAAAUAUAUGAGAGUUCAUAAACAGAGGUGACUAUUAGCUUUUUCUCAUGCCCUAUGUGUCAAUAAGGAAGGAAAUCACAAUAUUCACUGUGAAGGAUUCACUUGAUGAGAAAUACAGAACAAUGUGGCUGAGAUACAGGCUACGGAAGGCGAGAAUGAAUCCUUUUCUUAUAGGGAGUCAGGCAAAAUGGAUGGGAAUCUCAUUCUGUUUGCCCAAUUUACUUUUUGUUCUUAUUCCACAUGGUUGACAUCUCCAGAGGACUCAGAGUUUUAAAUAUAUAUAUAUAUAUAUAUAUCUUUUCUUUUGUUGUCUCUCUUUGCUGCAAAUGCCCAGAAUCCACCGAGAAAAGCCAGUGACAGGCUCUUUCUAGACUGUCUCAUAACACUUCUUACAUUAUAUUGUGUAUUUCAGUGAUUACCUCAUUGCUCCCCUGACUGUUGCUUUUCUAAGUAUCACAUUUGUGUCUUUUCAAAAAUUGUAUAUUUUAUUCAGUGUCCAUUAAUGUUCAUAAUUUCUCUGUUGUGGUGAUAGAGUUUUACAGUAAACAAUCUGGGCUACAUGAUAAAUAGUCCUGACAGUUUUAAGCUUGCUGUGUGUGUGGCCAUGGCCACUGGUGAAAGUCAAGUACGGCAGGUGCCCACUCUCUUUCUUGCCCCAAACAACAGCGUUCAUGUAAUGAUAGCUGAUGUCAGAGUUUCAGAGCCUUCUACUCCCAGGACUGAGACUUUGAUUUUGUUUUAUCAGAGUGCAUGUAUGUCUUGUUUCAGGGAUAGUGAAACAGUCAUUUACCAAAACAAAACAAAAAAGUUACAGUUAGGGUGUGUGUGUGUGUGUGUGUGUGUGUGUGUGUGGGAGAAUCAGACAGUUGGCUUUGUCUGCAACCAUUACGCCUAAGAAGGCGUUUGGCUGCAAACGUAGAAGUUUGGAGAGCUUUCCAUGACCACCAGGCUGGUCAGUUGAAAGGCUAAAGUUGAAGCUGGUUCUAGAGCAAUCUGAAAUCUAUAUCGUCCCAAAUGUUCCUAAUUCUGUACAGUUAUCAUUCCAAUAACUCUCAUUUUCCUGAAAGGAAUAGCUAAAAGUCAUAAUUUUCGGUACUGCAAAAAGAAAGAUACUGUCAUUGGUAAACAUGAAGACAAUUAUUUUGGGUAACUCUGGCCUCCACAAACUAGUUUUCAACUGGAGGUACAUUAAUUUCUGCAAGGUUAGCAGUGUCUUUAUUUUUAACAACAGCCUACGAACCAGUCACGCAAUGUAGCAUUUCCUGUUAAAUCUAUUAAAGCAAGUUCGGGGGGAAACAACACAUCAUUAUUUUGGGGGAAAGAUGAUUUUAAAUUUCACAAUCUUCUACAUUGUGAAAGAAUGCUUGGGGAACUACCACAGAUUAUCUGGAAAAGCAGACCAUAGGACCUCUGCAUUUGUAUGGUUUUACCAUAGAAGUGCAACGCUUCUGCAUGACAGUAAAUGUCAAAUGCAGAUGGAGGGCAGGGAAGGGCCUGAGCCAGCUUCACAGCAGUCUGAUAAGAAUUAGAUUCAGAAUAAGAUGUAUGUUCUGGGGGAAAAUAAAAAAGAAAAGCCUUGGUUAACCAAGGUCCAGGAAAGAGUAGGUCAUGUGUUGUGUGCUUACGGGCUAUACAAAAGCAGCCUUUGUUUAGUGGAAACAUAGGCAAAUUUGUCAGAGCACAGCUUUUCAGUCUGAGUCCAGCCUUCAUGGGAUUACUGUCACCUAAAGUGUGAUGUAGUGACUCACAUUGAGUCAGUUUGCUGGGAGAAUAAUUGAAAAGUAAAUUUUUCCUCAAAUCCCCCAGUUGCCACAUAUGUAAUAUUGGUGAAUUUCAUACACUGACUUUUUAAUGAAAUUGUGGAGAAUGGCAUUUCAAAACCAAAACUGAGUCAAGUAAAUUUGGAAUCAAUCUAUUUUAUCACUGAAGAAGCAAUACCAUAACAACACAUUACAAAUAAGGUUUUUGAAGAGAAAUUUUGUUAAUCACUUUCUACUUUGCAAUAUUAUACACCUUAGUGGCAAGAUAUAAAUGGUGUUUAAAAUUGUGGUUUGAACUGAAGAGCUCAAACCUGGACACAGUUUGUGUGUAUCGAUCAUAAAUUCUAAGUGUAUAUGAAUCCAUUUAGUCUAUGUAUGGUAAAUAACAACUGUAUUGAAUCUUUCAAAUUAUAAAGUUAUUAUUUCUUUAGAUCUGUGAGCAUAUAGAAC